Molecule: messenger RNA, 4099 nt
Organism: Bursaphelenchus okinawaensis
Lineage: Eukaryota; Metazoa; Nematoda; Chromadorea; Rhabditida; Aphelenchoididae
Source: the annotation of a GenBank genome assembly
AUGUGGCUGUUGAAAUCUAUCUUAUUCUGUACCCUAAUUCAAGGCUGUCUUGUCACAGUUAGAGGUUGUCAAGAGGUGAGUUGGGUUUAACCGAAAAAACCUAAACUUUUGGUAUUUCCGGUUAAUAAAUGACAGUCUUAAAUAUACUUUACAAAUGUAAUAAUAUUAUUACGUAUCUCAAAGCUUUACAAUACUUCUUUUUAUAACAUAAACCCGCAGGCCGAUCUCAACGUGCACAAAUAAUUAUUUUUUCCAAAAACAUUUUGUUGAUGUCCUUCUCUGUCUUUUCACUGUGCUAUUGUCGUAUCUAGCCAAUUUUUGCAAUAAUUUUUGAUUUAUAAUGUUGAAAAGAAUGCAUUCUUUCUAAUUUUAUCUGUUCUCCUUAUAAUUCUUCAUUUAUUCGUUCUGUUUUAAUGAAUUUUUCUUGAUAAAUCAAGUAUAAUAUCGGGAAGCAUUGUAUGGUUGAAGAGUUAAAGCUAAUUAUCAAAGCAUUUUUGAUUUUAUAUUAAAGUUUAGAGCAUUGCUAAUCUUUUUAUUGUAUUUUGUUAAAGAUCGUGUGAGUUAUCUUUACUUAUGAGUAAUUUAUAUUAACCAUGUAAAGCUAGGUGUUUUUGUAGAUGAAAGGCUAACAAUUGGUAAAAUUAUUCAAAUAUCAAAGCUCAGAGCUUUUAAAACGUUUUCUGUAAUUCAUCGUUUAUUUUGCUAUGAAUUCGUUUAUUUUAUGAGUAGUUUAUAUUAACCUUGUUGAGUUAGCCGUUGUUGAUGAUUUUUUUGUGUAAAACGGAAUAUGCAUUGACCUAAAAUUUUUUACAUAGUUUAGUAGACAAGUUGUUGUUGUUUUUGCUAGUUUUGGUAUUUUUAAUUUAAGUAUAAAAAAUUUUAUACUUGAUUUAGGUCUAGGUGUGUUCAGUGGAAUAUAACUUCAUGGCGUAAUUUAUGAAUAUUUCCCUUUUACUUGCACGUUUUCUAAUAUUACGUUUAUAUUUAGUUUUUGAGUCUAAACCUAACUUUUUUCAAUUUUAUAAUGGUUUUACUUUCAGCAAUGCAUCGCCGAAGCUCAUAUACCGAUAACGUUAUUGGAAGAGAUAUUCACUCAAAAGGAAGCAGUGAGUUCAAUCUGUGACACGGAAAUGUUUUGGAUUGACGUUUCUAGUGAUGUAAGUCUUUUUAUCUUGUGUUUAUGUUUUUAGGUAUAGUCAAAAAGUUUAUGGAAGAAUUAACACAAGGGACCAAGGUGAAGAUAAUUCUUUGUUUAGCCUGGAUUUUUGCUUAUUUUUUCUAGAAUUUUUGACAAAUUUAUUGAACAAACAGGUAAAGAGAUGAUGCUUUAGUUGGAAAGUGCAAAAACCUUUAUUGUUAUGUUUAAAAAUGGCAUUUUUGGUCAAAAACUUGAUCGAAAAGCCAAACUGGGAUGUUAUUUCUACUUUUUGACUAAGGUGGUAAAAACUAGAGGUUUAGUGUUAAAAAUUAACGAUUAUGUAUUCUUUACGGCUUGUUUUAGCAUUCUCACGAAAAGGAAUCCUUGAAAACGGAGUACUUUGUCUACUGGUACCACGACCUUCUGGAGCGACCGUUUAAUCGAAGAAUCCAUUUUGCCAGUUACGAUACGAGGGAAUCUCAAUACUAUCAAAGAGCUGUGUAUCCUAUAUAUGGCUUGAAGGAUUUUACAGGCGCUUUGGCGUAUGGUGGGUUUUUUACUUUGGUAUAUUAACAUAGGUUUUGCUUAUGGACAAGAUCAUGGACAAUAUCGUGUUUUAGGGUUACUUAUCGGCAAUAUGUUGUUAGGGAACUUUAUGGGUUAUAUUAUGUUGUUAGUUUAUUAGCUAUGUUAUCUUAGGAUAUAGAUUAUGUUAUUUUAACUUAUGUACAAUAUUACGUUAGGUCAGUAUUAUGAACUAAAAAUGCCAUUUUAACGUAUAAUAUGCAAUUUUUUAGACUGGAAAACUUGGCACAUUCAUAAUCAAGCCUUCAACAUCAUCGCGCUUCGAGAUGGUACGCUUUACUUCGCCAACUGCCCAUUAAAAACCAUAGUGGAACAUGGAGCUCUCUUAUGCAAAAAACUCUGGUUCGUCACUGAUAAAGUGUUUAAUGGAACAUUCAACGACACUAGAGCCGUUGUAAGUAUAUUUUUUGGUUAUAAAUACUUUUUCCGGUUUAGGAAAUAGGAGAAAACUUGGUUUGAAAUGCUAAAACUGGUGAAAACUUUGUUUACGAAGUUAAAAAUGGCAAGAACUUUCUUUACAAGACAUAAAAUGGCAAGAACUUUCUUUACAAAACUAAAAAUGAUUUUUUGUUUUUUUUGCGUAUAACGUGUCUCUCGCGAACUGCAACCCUGAAAAAAAUCGUUUUUAUUGAAUUUCAGGUUACAUCCUAUGAGAAUGGCACAGCGAUAAAAGUGGAGCUACAAGUCAGUAAUGAGACUGAGUAUAUUGGCGGAACCAAAGACUUUAAAGAUCUAAACGAUCACAGCACAUUCAACGCUUCUGAUAUUGUCGGACGCAAACAUAAUGGCUUUACAUUGACUUCAGAGUAAGUGAUUAAGGACAUGUUGUGGUAGGGUAUUUAGUACUAGAGAGUUUUGUAAAGAAAGUUCUUGCUUUUUUAGUUUUAUAAAGAUAUUUUUUGCUAUUUUAUUUUUUGUAAAGAAAGUUUUUGCGAUUUCUAGAUUUGUAAAGAAAGUUCUUGCCAUUUUACCUGUUGUAAAGAAAGUUUUUUUACAGUGCUUGCUCUAUUAAGUGGAAUGGCUACACAAAAUCACAUUGGAUGUACCUGAACGACUUCCCGUUCCGGCAACCGAAUGAUUUUGUAAACGACACUUUUGUGACCAUGGUAUGAAGUUGAAUUUUGUUAGAACCUAAUUUCUUAUCAUUUUUUGAUUUGUAAAGAAACUACUUGCCAUUUCACAUAUUGUACAGAACGUUUUUGCCAUUUUUCAUUUUGUAAAGAAAGUUGUUGCCAUUUUUUGUUUUGUAAAGAAAGUUCUUGUUAUUUCUUGUUUUGUAAAGAAAGUUUUUGCCAUUUUAUGUUUUGUAAAGAAAAUUGUUGUCAUUUUUUGUUUUGUAAAGAAAUUACUUGCCAUUUCACAUAUUGUAAAGAAAAUUCUUGUUAUUUUUGGUUCAUAAACUGUUAAAAAUGGUUUAUUUUCAGAGACAAAAGCUCAGACCGUGCGACCUCUUUGGCAAUUGUAAGAAACGACGGAAUAUUGUCGAGAAGGAUAUGUAAGUUUACAGUUUGAAUUACUAAAUGAUGACACUUAGGGUUAAUCUUGGGCUAAGAUAUUCAAAUCGGCAAUGACUUUCUUUUCAAUUUUAACAAAAUGGCGGAAGCUUCCUUUUUUAGAAAAUGAAAUGAGUGAAUAUUUUAGUUCACCGUAUAACUUUUCAACCGCAGACUGCGUAACACAAAAAAUGGUUUUUAAAGUCAAUUGGCAAGAACUUUCUUUACAAGACAUAAAAUGGAAAAAAAUUUCUUUAAAUACUCAGAAAUGGCAAAAAAUUUCUUUACAAAACUAAAAUUGACAAUAACUUUCUUUACAAAACAAGGAAUGUCAAGAACUUGCUUUACAUCAGGGACGUCGUUUGGGGGAGGGGGUAGGGGGGGGUACUACCUCCCCCCAGAGCCAAUCCGAAAAAAAUUCCACAGGUAGGUACCUGUACGUGAACAAACGAAAAAUAAAAAUUUUGAAAAAUCGGUCCACAGGUAGGACCUGUGGACGAAAAAAAUUUUUUCGAUUUUCCCCCUCUCCCAGAGAAAAUCGGUAGCGACGUCCCUGCUUUACAUAAUAAAAUAUAGCAAGAAACGUCUUUACAGAACUUAAAAGUAUUGUGAGAGGGGCUGAAUUACAUUAGCCUAAAAAAAUUUUUAAAUUUAAGUUGGCAAAAACGUAUUUUACAAGCUUAUAAAACCUAUUCUUUUUAGGUUCUCCGCCCUCUCCCAUCUCUGGUACUUGUUCCUGCCAAUGUUUGUUGUCAUAUUGAGCGUUGUCAUGAUCUACUGUGUGACUUGCGCCGUGGUGCUGGAGCAGUUUGGAAAACUCUUCAAAUCGGCCAGAAUCGCGAAGAGAAGACAAAUCAAAGAAAUUUCACAGAAAAUCAAUUAG